Molecule: messenger RNA, 4724 nt
Organism: Podospora pseudocomata
Lineage: Eukaryota; Fungi; Ascomycota; Sordariomycetes; Sordariales; Podosporaceae
Exons: 3
Coding region: 112-3423 (1103 amino acids)
Source: RefSeq, a predicted model, not a curated record
CGCAGUAGGAGGUCAACAUGGGCGCAGUCUCCACGGAUGACCUCUACCUGUCAAGCAUCACCGCAUGUGCGAUACUCACGCUGGGUUGUCAAACAUCCCGGAUGAGACAACAUGGAUCCCCUCACGUCCAUCAGCCUGGUUGCCAAUGUUGCCGCCUUUGUUGAUUUCGGCUUCAAGAUUGUGUCCGCUGCCCGCGAGGUUCAAAGUUCCACAAGUGGGACGACUGCUACCAAUGUCAAUGCUGAGGUUCUUACUAUCAACUUUAGGACAGUCGUCGCAAACAUUAAAGGUUCUCGGCUUGCAGGUAACUCUCAGUUGGACGAGGCGAGGUUAGCUGCGCUUGUUGACGAAUGUGAGCGUCUAUCGGAUGAGCUUCUUGGCCUACUGGAGACUCUCAGGGCCAGAAAGCCAGGCUCAAAGAGACAUGUGUUCGUCAUCGCCUUGAGGAACAUGAUGAAAAGGGGCGAAAAGGAGGCGUUGGAAGCGCGGUUGGAUAGAUGCAGAAAUCAGCUGCAGCUGGAAAUUGCCCAGCGAACGAGUGAAAAGUCCCUGGAACGUCUGGGGGUCAUUGCGGCAAGUGGUGAAUGUCAAACAAACGAGCUCGCUGUCAUCAAACGUAGCUUGCACGAUUUGCAUCAGCUGCAUUCUACCACCCAAACCAAACUUGAUUCGACCUCAUUUCAGGGGUUGAACAGCUUACUGAAGCUCUGCGGGCAAGCCUUUGAAAGCGUUGCUCUUUCCAAGCUCCUAUCCUCCAUUGGGUUCGAGAAAAUGUCUGAUCGACUUGAAAAUAUCGCCGAGGCCCAUGCAACGACUUUCAACUGGCUAGUAGAUGCUUCCGAGGCUGUGGACCCCAAAGCAUUAUUGGGAGAUUUGGAAUCUUUAGAGGCCCAAGAGUGGCUACGCUACACCGAGGUUCAAGAUUCAUAUCGCAAGGUGUCUCGGGAGGCUCUAACAUCGUGGCUUUUGGAAGGUAAUGGGAUUUUCCACAUCUUCGGAAAGCCAGGGUCAGGAAAGUCCACGUUGUUGAAGCAUCUGCUGAAGCACCCUGCUGUUCAGAAUAUGCUUGAAGGGUGGGCUGGAGGCAAAGCACUGAUCAAGUGCUCUUUUUUCUUCUGGAAAGGUGGCUCGGUUGGCCAAAAAACGUUUUCCGGUCUUUACCGAUCCCUUCUCUGUUCGGUCUUCAAACAGUGCCCUGAGCUGGUCCCAUCAAUUGUCCCAUCACUUUGGCAACUGUGUUUGCAGGGUGGCAAUGCUCAAUUGACUGACGCUGAAGCGCGCCAUGCUUUCCUGGAGAUAAUGGAGCGAGACGAAGUCUUUACACACCGAAAAUUUGCAUUCUUCAUUGACGGCUUGGAUGAGUUCGAAGGCGAUGACACUGGCUUGGUUCGUACCUUUCUCGGUUGGACACGGCUCAGACCCGACAACAUCAAGAUCUGCGUUUCAAGUCGCGAGCUUCCGCUAUUCCAAGAGCGUUUCUCAUCGUAUCCCAAGCUUCGACUACACGAGGUUACAAGUUUGGACAUUAUGGGUUAUGUGAAGAGUACGCUCGAAGAGAAUGAAGACUUGUCCUCGGCAGUCGACCACAGCCUCACCCUCCAUCUGGGUCAGAAGAUCAUUGAGAAGGCAGAAGGAGUGCUGCUGUGGGUAUCAUUGGUCCUGCGGAUUGUUGAGCGUGGUCUUCUUCAGGAGGACAACCCCGAAGACUUGGAGGCCAAGAUCGAUGGACUGCCUACAGAACUCGAGAAUUUGUUUCAAGUCAUAUUCAACGCAAUUGAGACAGAGGCUCACCCUAUUGACAGGCGUAGGGCUAUGCUCACUCUAGCUAUUUGCUUGGAGCGGACAUCUUGGGAACUAUCCAACGUUUUUCUUCAUCAGUUAUCCUUUCUGGAUGAGUAUGAAUCAGAUUGCAAUUUUCUCUUCAAGAGUUUACGCCAAACAGAGACUAUUGAAGAUGAAGAAAGGCUACGGAGAUGUCGGAAGCAAGUCAACGGACGAUGCAGAGGACUUGUGAGCGUAACUGCAUCAAGCGCUGACGAACCGGACGUGCCAAUACCGACAAGAAGAGUUGAACAAGUUGCAAUUACACACCGCUCCCUCAUCGAAUUCUUUUCGAAAACACAGGUCCGUGAAGUUAUCGAGGCUCAGACCCACGGAUUCAAUAUGACACAGUUUACUAGCCGAUCUUACGUGGCUCAGCAGAUGACAGAACCGGAUCCAAGUUCGAUAGAAGAAUCUCACCUCCACUCCGACAUUCUUGGACUCUUCAAGGUUGCAUGGUACCAUGAUUUCAUGAACACAUCCAUUGUGACAGAUGUGCUUCUAGACUUGCAAAAAAUUCCCUUUCUUUCAUCCCGACUCAAGGUCUCGGGGGGUGGAAUUUAUCGGCCAACGGACUAUGGGUGGUCGUAUCUUUGGAGAAAGAGAGCGGCAUGCCGUAUUGCUUCACAUAAGGAGGAUCGAACUGUUGCUGAUAUCAUCAUUUUCCUGGCAUUGAAAUAUGGGCUGCCAGAGCUCUUAACCCCACCCGAGGUGCUCAAGGGAGGGGCACUUGUUCAAGCUGCUCAGAAGAUUGGGCCGCAGCACCUACUAAUGCGUAUUUUUGACACUUUACUGGCAUCGACUAAACCCUCUUGGAAUCAACUUGAACUCCGACAGUAUGACCGCCUUCUGAAGACAAUGGCCAUGUGCCUACGAGAUGGGGCAUCACCAAAUCUCCCAGUCACUUGGCAACAAAACUACCAUUUACUAGAUCGGUUUUCAGGAAGGAUCUCAAGUCUGUGGGAGGUAUUGGUCUGGACAACCUUGUGUGGGUACGGUCAGGUGAACGGAAUGCAAAUCAACGGACAAAAGCGCAAUUUGACCUUUUUGCCCAUCUGGGUUCUCUUCCUGGCUUAUGGUGCAGACACCGAGUUCAAGCUCAAGGUCGAUACUGAACACGCAGUAUCACUUUACCAAGACGCUAUUCGCAUUGUCGCGCUUUUCGGAAAAGAACAAGAGGACCCCUUCACGCCGCUCUUUAUCCCGCGGUUACAGAACUUGGUGGUGGACAUGGCUUCGAAACAAAACGGGCUCCUCAGUCUCUCCGAUAUCACCAGCUUACUCUUCCCGGAUGACUUUCACAAGUUUGUACCUCUGCUCGAGCAACAAGGGAGCAGCGAACAGGACGGGGAGGAGAAACGGUGCGCAGUGCUUAAAUCUUUUGGACUGGAUUUAGAGCACUGGGAUCCUCCGCCACCAUCACCAGUAGUCGCAGUGUUUCCAGAAGUCUUUGGCUUGUCGAUUAACAGGUUUGUACAAGAAAUGUUGGGCCCUUAUGCGGUGGACGAGCCGCAGCGGGGGAUUGUGGUCUACACCAAACAGGGUAUCGAACUUUUGGACCGAAACAAUCCAGCACAUGACCGAGUCGACAUUCUUGAGUAGGAGAUCUUACCGCACGAAUAAGAGAAGGUUGUAUCAUAUCAUCCACCGACCAUGCACCCUAAUAUCCUCCGCCGCCGUCGCCAUGUCCCUCUUCAUCCACGAUUCAACCAGCACCCUCACCCCUUCAGGCGUUAGCCAAUUCAGCCCCCAUAUCAACCGGACAACAACCCAAUACGCCCCCCAAACUGCCCACCCAUUCGGAUCAGGCAGCCCGAAAGCAACCCUAAACCUCUCUGGCAACCAACCAGCCAUCAACACCCUCAUAACCGGCAAAGCCCACAUCAAAAACCAAGGCAACUCCAUCCCUCUCAGCAAAACAUCCGCCACCUGCUUACUCGCCUCUAUAAUCUCCAAUGAUUGCAACUCCUCAUUAAAAUACCUCUCAAACUCCCCCAACGACCCAGGCCACAUCUCCAGCGGCAUAUCCAGCGCGGUAGCAAACCUCCCAAACUCCUGACAUAGCACCUCUUUCUCCUCCCGUGACAUGGGUUUCCUCUCAAUCGAAAACAGCUCGUGAGUUUUUUGGCCAGCAACGAAGAGGGUGGCUGCUGUCCAUUUCUGGAGGAGGGGGUCGUUGGCGGUGUAAUUUGGGCCGUAGAUGUGGGAGUCUUUUGACCUGUUAGCAGGGAUGGGACAGGUAAGGUGUGGGGGGGGGACAAACGCUGUUUUUUUAUAGCAUUGCAGAUGAGAUUGCGUUGUUCCUCGGUUCCGUGGACCACGGCGAUGAUGAAGGCUGCGGUUCGGCGGAAGCGGGAGAUGGGGUGGGUGCGGAAGCGGGAGUGGGUGCAGGAGCCGAGGGCGAUGCUGGGGGAGGCGAUUUGGAGGAGGAUGGCGUAGGGUCCGCCGAGCCAGGUUAUGAGGUUGCCGCAGGAGGUUUUGAGAUGGUCUUCUGCGGUUGGGGGGACUUUUUCGUUAACAGGUGGUGGUGGUGGUGGGUUUUGGGGUAUGGUGUUGGACAUGGAGAACCGUGGGAUAUAGGGUUGAGUAUUCGAGCAAGAUAGUCGUUUCUUCCUUAGGAAUGUGCUGUCGUUGAGUAGGUUCUCUGAAGGUAGGCUGCAGUUCUUGCUUCGCUGGUAAGCUUGCGAGCCGAGGUAGUGGAUUUUCUUUGUUUGGCCUUUUUGUGUCGGCGUCGUCAUGGUAUUUUACAUCAUUUUGAGCAUACGGCAAGGGUCCCUUUGGCUUUGGAAAGCACAUGUCUGUGUCUGGUGACUACUUACCUACUUAUCACGGAAAUCUAUCUUCAGCUCUCAGGAGGUCCGGACAGCCCCGAGAAGUAGGCGAGUUGCAUGCAUGUCUUACCG